Messenger RNA from Phalaenopsis equestris, 1102 nucleotides. RefSeq names its product 60S ribosomal protein L5-like. Gene Ontology annotation, molecular function: structural constituent of ribosome; 5S rRNA binding. Gene Ontology annotation, cellular component: cytosolic large ribosomal subunit; ribosome. The record is from RefSeq and is a predicted model, not a curated record. Gene Ontology annotation, biological process: translation; ribosomal large subunit assembly. Lineage: Eukaryota; Viridiplantae; Streptophyta; Magnoliopsida; Asparagales; Orchidaceae.
CAGCGCAGCAGCGGGCAAGUGAAAUGGCCUUUGUGAAAGCUCAAAAGUCAAAGGCUUACUUCAAACGUUUCCAAGUCAAAUAUAAAAGAAGAAGAGAAGGAAAAACUGAUUAUAGAGCUAGAAUUCGGCUGAUUAAUCAGGACAAAAAUAAGUACAACACGCCAAAGUACAGAUUCGUCGUUCGAUUUACGAAUAAGGAUAUUGUUGCACAGAUUAUAUCUGCUAGCAUUGCUGGCGACAUCAUCCUUGCAGCAGCUUAUGCCCAUGAGCUACCUCGUUAUGGGCUUGAAACUGGCCUUACGAAUUAUGCGGCAGCCUAUUGCACUGGACUCCUAUUGGCUCGCCGUGUCUUGAAGAUGCUUGAAAUGGAUGAAGAAUAUCAGGGAAAUGUUGAGGCUAGUGGCGAAGACUUUUCGGUUGAACCAGCAGAGAGCAGGAGGCCAUUCCGUGCUCUCCUUGACGUUGGUCUUGUCAGGACGACAACCGGAAACCGAGUUUUUGGUGCUCUCAAGGGAGCAUUGGAUGGUGGCCUUGAUAUUCCUCAUAGCGACAAGAGAUUUGCUGGUUUUAAGAAGGAUGACAAGCAGCUUGAUGCUGAAGUUCAUAGAAAGUAUAUCUUUGGCGGUCAUGUUGCGGAUUAUAUGAGGAUUUUGAUGGAGGAUGACCCUGAAAAAUAUCAAGCUCAUUUCAGUGAGUAUAUUAAGAGGGGUAUUGAACCUGAUGGCAUGAGUGAGUUGUACAAGAAGGUUCAUGCUGCCAUUCGAGCUGAUCCAACAUUGAAGAAAUCUACCAAGGAACCUCCCAAGGAACACAAGAGGUAUAAUUUGAAGAAACUGACUCCUGAGGAGAGGAAGGCUCAGCUUGUUGAGCGGAUGAAUGCUCACAACAAAGCUGUUUAUGCUGAUGAGCGUGGUGAUGAUGAUGAAGAUGAUGAUUAGUGUGAUUAGUGUCGUUAUGUGUCUUUUAGAGUUUGUGUGUCUCUUUGAACUCACAUUGACUUGGAUUUUUCAUUUUCCUCUUUAUCUAAAUCUAUUUGUCAUUUAGAACCAAAAUGUUUUUAUUUGUCAAUUUUGACUUUUGAUCUCAUGAUGUUUUGGAUUUA